This is a messenger RNA of Prunus persica (peach), 279 nucleotides long. RefSeq names its product acyl-CoA-binding protein. Gene Ontology annotation, biological process: fatty acid metabolic process. The transcript has 4 exons. The record is from RefSeq and is a predicted model, not a curated record. The coding region runs from base 1 to 279 and encodes 92 amino acids. Gene Ontology annotation, molecular function: fatty-acyl-CoA binding. Lineage: Eukaryota; Viridiplantae; Streptophyta; Magnoliopsida; Rosales; Rosaceae.
AUGGCUCUGCAGGAGGAAUUCAAAGAAUAUGCAGAGAAGGCCAAGUCUUUGCCCCCAGCAACAAAGGAUGCAGACAAACUAAUACUGUAUGGCCUUUACAAGCAGGCAACUGUUGGGUCGGUUAAUACCAAUCGACCUGGGUUUUUCAGCCCAACAGAGAGGGCCAAAUGGGAUGCAUGGAAAGCAGCUGAAGGGAAGAGCAAAGAAGAAGCAAUGACUGAAUACAUUGCCAAGGUGAAGCAGUUGCAACAAGUUGAAGGAGCAGCUUCCACCACCUAA